Messenger RNA from Helicoverpa armigera (cotton bollworm), 3320 nucleotides. RefSeq names its product sodium-independent sulfate anion transporter. Gene Ontology annotation, molecular function: secondary active sulfate transmembrane transporter activity. Bases 269 to 2164 code for a protein of 631 amino acids. Gene Ontology annotation, biological process: transmembrane transport. NCBI's taxonomy places the organism in Eukaryota, Metazoa, Arthropoda, Insecta, Lepidoptera, Noctuidae. Gene Ontology annotation, cellular component: plasma membrane. The record is from RefSeq and is a predicted model, not a curated record. The transcript has 12 exons.
GCCAUGAGGCAGUUUGUAUAACGUCGUUGUCGAAUGCGCUGGUUAAAAAAGUUUGCGACGCAUGCGCGGUUGCCGAUAUAAAGGCGGGAAAACUUUGUUUGCCUAUGUAGUUUGCGUGUCUGUGGUGUGCGUUUUUGAAAUUCGAAUGUUGUUUUUGAGAAUGGAUUGCAGCUUUUAGUGGUGUUCUGUGAUAUUAUUGUUUUAUUUAUAUGUUAUUUAAUUUAUUAGUGGUUAUUUGUACAAAAUAUAUGUUUAUGAAAGCUCAAACAUGUUGAAGGUACCGAAUCCAAAGAAGUUGAUACGCAGAGUGUUUCCCAUACUGCAAUGGUCGAGGACUUACGACGCAAGAGCGGGGGUUGGGGACUUGAUAGCCGGUAUCACCAUCGCACUUACAUUGGUACCGCAGUCUAUUGCGUACGCAUCCCUUGCAGGAUUUGAACCCCAGUAUGGCCUUUAUUCUUCUUUCAUGGGUCCGUUUGUGUAUGCGAUUAUGGGAACUAGUCCCCAGGUGAACCUCGGUCCGUCAGCGUUAAUAUCCCUGCUCACGUUCACGUACACAAAUGGGACUAAUCCAGACUUCGCCAUACUUCUUUGUCUCAUGGCUGGUAUCGUGCAACUCGUGGCCGGAGUUGCACAACUUGGUUUCCUAGUGGAAUUCAUAUCGUUGCCUGUAGUAUCGGGCUUCACGUCGGCAGCUGCGAUCACAAUAGCGUCUUCUCAAGUAAAAGGCUUGCUGGGUCUUCGGUAUAACGCAGACACGUUUGUGACGACUUGGGCGAACUUCUUCAAGCACGUGCAUGAGACGAGAUUAACUGAUUCCAUGCUCAGCUUGGGAUGCUGCCUUGUGUUAAUAGGAAUGAGGGCACUUAAAGACAUCAAAAUCAAAGAUAAGGCAGCUGACGAAAAGGGUAGCCGAAAAGCAAAAAUAUUGAAAAGGUUCUUGUGGUUUACCGGCGUGGCUCGAAAUGCUGUUGUGGUGUGUUUAGCAUCAGUCACAGCCUUCAUCCUGCAUGAAGAUAAAUACGACCCGUUUCUUCUAACUGGGACAAUAACUGCCGGUUUGCCAGCCGUCCGUCCGCCGGCAUUUGAAACUACAGUCGGGAAUACAACGUACACGGGAGGCGAUAUGCUCUCACAUCUCGGCUCCGGAUUGGCUGUUGUUCCCAUUGUCGCUAUCCUGUCCAACGUUGCUAUUGCUAAGGCUUUUGCCAAAGGAAAAACAGUGGACGCUACCCAAGAGAUAGUAGCACUGGGCGUAUGCAACAUAGUGAGCGCGUUCUUCCAGUCCAUGCCGGUCAACGGCUCCUUCUCCAGGAGCGCCGUCAGCGACGCCUCGGGGGUCAAGACGCCCGGCUCCGGGAUCUACACGGGUAUAAUAGUGAUACUGACGUUAGUAUUGCUGACGCCAUACUUCUACUUCAUCCCUCGCGCCGCGCUGGCCUCCGUCAUCGUGUGCGCCGUGCUGCAGAUGGUGGAUUAUAAUAUCAUCAAGAAAAUGUGGAAGACAAGCCGGCUGGACAUCAUCCCGCUUUUGGGCACGUUCCUGUGCUGCCUAUUCCUGGGUAUCGAGAUCGGUCUGGUGUGCGGAGUUGGCAUCGACGCACUUCUGCUACUCUACUACCAUUCCCGUCCACCGCUAGACGUACAGUAUGUUGAUGACGGCAUUCUUCCCCCUCACUACGCAAUCCGUCCCGUAGGCGGUCUCCACUUUGCGGGCGCCGAACGCGUUCGUCACAAACUGUUCACCCUACAAAAAUCCAAACCCGUCCCUCCGAUCACUACCAUACACACUAUUAACAAUAUACCAGAGAACGAAACAAGAAGAAGUUUGCAAUGGAGUGUACCACAUAAUGGGGCAGCUGUGUCGGUACAAAGCAGGAGGAAUGAUGUGGAAGCUCUGGGAGUCAGACCAGCUCACCUGCUUGUCAUAUACUGUGACGCGCUGUACAGAUUGGACUACACUUUCUUACAGAGUAUGAAAAUGUUAGUAAUGGACUGGUCCCGGACGGGUCGCGUGAUAUGGUGCGACGCGCGACAGUCGGUCAGAGAUCAACUGAGCUCAGUCUUGACGGAUCCCAUCUUCUGUGACAGUGUUCAGUUGAAAAGUUUAUUAAGUGGCCCCAGCGAAGAGAUGCAGACUACCAAUAAUGAUACAGCCUUUUAGUUUGUAAAUAUUUAAAAUAAGUAUGUGUUAAUAGCGACAAUAAAGAACAAAUCCCUGAUGUUUAUUUGUUGGGUUUUUCUGGUGUUUUAGACUAGAUUUUAUGAACAAAUAUCUGGACCUUAAAUGCUCUUAGUGAUUAUUUUAAAAUGUCCUCGGAGUUUGAUUUUUCUGAUAAGCUAUUUAGUUCUGUCUAAAGCCAUUUAUUUAUGCAUAAAUAAAUUGUUUAUAUAUAGUCUCUCAAAAUUGAAAAAUAAGAAAUGCUAAUGAAAAUGUGAAUGGUCUGACAGCGAACUUUACAUUCAUGCAUUUCAGAACAUUUUCAAAACUUAUCAUACGUAACUAAACUGAAGUUAGUCUGACAGCUAUUCAAGUAAACUGUCUCAAUUUAGAGUUAGGGUUAACUGAACCCUAUUAUGAUUGUAAUCGCAUUGUAUUUCUAUAAUACAAAGGGCAACUAUUAGCUUAAAGCCUAUGUAAUUUGUUGAAGACACAUGAAUAAGAAAAGUGAUAACAAAAUGUAAAUUAUGAUUAUUUAGGUAUAUUUAUUUAUGAAUAUUAAGGCUUUUUAUACUUCUAGUUUGUAGUACUAGCUGCUGCCGGCAACAUCGUCAGUAUGGAUACAGAUAAACAAAUAUACCUAGAUUACUCUUCGUGCAUUGUUAAAGCAACUUUAAAUAACAUUCAAAAUCCGAAAUAAUUGAGGGACCAGGAUGAAAAAAUACAGUUCAAUGCAUAAUAAACUGUUAAUGCAUUAUACAUAGGCAGGUAUUAUUUUAUUGUAGGUACAGUCAACUUCAGGUCAGUGGUAACAGUUUUAUAGGAAAAUCGUACUUAUUACUAUUGAGUUAAGGUGCAUGAUAGUUACCACUGAUGUGCAGUCUACUGUACUACUGUACUACGAGUAACCCGGGCAACCCGGGUAACUGGGUUGAGGAGGUCAGCUAGGCAGUCGCUUCUUGUAAAGCACUGGUACUCAGCUGAAUCCGGUUAGACUGGAAGUUGACCCCAACAUGAUUGGGAAAAAAGGCUCGGAGGAGAUGACUACGAUGUCUGAAUUUUUGUUUACCGUUACAAUUUUGAAAUGAUGGCCAAUGUGUAAGUGUGAUAUUUACUUAUAAAUGUAUGUAGUUUACCAUAUUUUGUAUAAUGUCGUUGU